Molecule: messenger RNA, 4047 nt
Organism: Myotis daubentonii (Daubenton's bat)
Lineage: Eukaryota; Metazoa; Chordata; Mammalia; Chiroptera; Vespertilionidae
Gene: SH2B1
Product: SH2B adaptor protein 1
Biological process (GO): intracellular signal transduction
Cellular component (GO): plasma membrane
Molecular function (GO): transmembrane receptor protein tyrosine kinase adaptor activity
Source: RefSeq, a predicted model, not a curated record
GGGGCGGCGGGCUGCGGCGGGCCCGGAGGUCCGAGCCAGGAGGGGAGCCUGCACCCUCCGCCGCCCGCCCUUCGGGGACUAUCAGACCUGAGCCAAGAGGCAGGUGCACCGGGCAGAUGGGUCUGAGUCCUGUUGGACAGAAGAGAAACUGAGUCCCCGGCCCAGGAGCCGCAGGGUCAGCGGGCCCGAGGGCGCUGGGUCCGCCCGCGGCGCGGAGGGUGGGGUGGGCCUGUGCGCGGAGGUGGCCUCUGCCUGGAGAUCGGUUUCUCUUCUGUGUCCGCACCUCUUGGCUCGGGCCCCUGUGCUCCAUGACUCCGGCAUCUCCUGGCUUCGCGUUGGUUGGGGAUGGUCCCUGUGCUUGGAGCACCUGAGUGUGCAGGGCCUAGGCCGGCGAGGAAGGGGCGGGGGUGCAGCCUGUGGGGCUCAAUAGGAGUCUGGGGUUUGGGGGAGACCUCGAGCUACCUUCACCCCAGUCCUGGUGCCAGUCAUUUUUCCAGUAUAAUAGGGGGGAGGAGCGCUAAAUUCCAUGUCCAGCUCUGCCGUUUGCCAGUUGUAAGACCUCGGGAAAUCUCUUCCUUCUCUAAUUUCUCUUUUAGAAGAUUGGAACCCACAAAGAUAGCAAUAAUGGUGGUCCUUUAUUUUGUGCUUACUUUGUGUUCCACUUAAUUCUCCCGAUAGAUACAAAAACUGAAGCUCAGAGAGGACGUAUAAUUUGUUCAAGAUUACACAGCUAAUAGGUGUCAGAGGUUGGAUUUCAUCCCAAGUCUGACCCCAUAAGCCAUGGCCUUAACCAGCAGGCUAGCCAGCCUUUAGGGCACACUCCCCAGUGAGAGAAGAGGGAGGUGAAAAGGCCGAGGAUCCCCGCUCCCUGUUACGUUUUAUGUAGUUUGUGACCAGCAAAGACUCGCCCUGACCCGACCUCCUAGCCUUUCCUCACCUGGUGCUGCUGCCUCUGAGAUCCAGACUGAAGGGGCAGCAAAGAAGUGGGCUGUGACCAUUGCAGGCCUUCGCACAGGGCUUGGGCGCUGGGCCCUGGGGUCGGCUUCCAAGACAGUUGCUGUUUCAAUCCAUCAUCCGUCCACCCUCCUCAGUGAGCACCCUCCCUGAGAGCUGGACUGGGGGACACGUGAGGCAGGGUCUCUGAGCUCUGUAGGCCUAGCUCCUCCUGGAGCUGGGGCAGUGAGAGGCUGUGGCUGAGGUCGGUCCAGCGAGCCCUGAAACCUUUCUGAGCUCCCGUGUCCGCAUCUGUUAUAGAGGUUAUUAAGGCUCCCAUGGGGAAAGCUGCUGCCGCUCACCCCGUGUCUUCUGGCCGCUUCCCUCUUUGCUGCCCCUCCCCACAGGCUCCCCCUCUGCACCUCCUGGGGACCGUCAUGAAUGGUGCCCCUUCCCUGGAGGACGGGGCCUUCCCCUCUCCUCCUCCCUUGCCACCGCCCCCUCCCCCCAGUUGGCGGGAGUUCUGUGAGUCCCAUGCCCGGGCCGCUGCCCUGGAUUUUGCCCGCCGUUUCCGCCUGUACCUGGCCUCCCACCCCCAAUACGCAGGGCCCGGGGCCGAGGCUGCCUUCUCCCGCCGUUUCGCUGAGCUCUUCCUGCAGCAUUUCGAAGCCGAGGUGGCCCGGGCCUCUGGCUCCCUCUCACCACCCGUCCCGGCCCCUCUGAGUCCCGGUGUGGAGAUCCCGCCACACGACCUGUCCCUUGAGAGCUGCAGGGCGGGCGGGCCUCUGGCUGUGCUGGGCCCUUCUCGAUCAUCUGAGGACCUGGCCGGCCCCCUCCCUUCCUCGGUCUCUUCCUCUUCUACAACCUCCUCCUCGAAGCCGAAGCUGAAGAAACGCUUCUCCCUCCGUUCAGUGGGCCGCUCCGUCCGAGGUUCGGUCCGCGGCAUCCUGCAGUGGCGGGGGACCGUGGACCCCCCCUCCCCGGCCGGGCCCCUGGAGACCUCAUCAGGCCCCCCAGUGUUAGGCGGAAACAGCAACUCCAACUCCUCUGGUGGGGCUGGGACCGUUGGCAGGGGGCUGGUUAGUGAUGGACCAUCCCCGGGGGACAGGUGGACUCACCGUUUUGAGAGGCUGAGACUCAGUCGGGGAGGAGGGACCUUGAAGGACGGAGCAGGGAUGGUGCAGAGGGAAGAGCUGCUGAGCUUCAUGGGGGCGGAAGAGGCAGCCCCUGACCCAGCUGGAGUGGGCCGGGGCGGAGGGGCAGCUGGGCCUGCCUCAGGGGGAGGAGGGCAGCCUCAGUGGCAGAAGUGCCGCUUACUGCUUCGAAGUGAAGGAGAAGGAGGAGGAGGAAGUCGCCUGGAGUUCUUUGUACCACCCAAGGCAUCUCGGCCUCGGCUCAGCAUUCCCUGCUCUACCAUCACGGAUGUGCGGGCGACCACAGCGCUGGAGAUGCCUGAUCGGGAGAACACAUUUGUGGUUAAGGUGGAAGGCUCCUCAGAGUAUAUCCUGGAGACAGCUGAUGCCCUACAUGUGAAGGCCUGGGUGUCUGACAUCCAAGAAUGCCUGAGCCCGGGGCCCUGCCCUGCUACCAGUCCCCACCCCAUGACCCUCCCACUGGCCCCUGGGGCCUCAUUUCUUACAAGAGAGAACACAGACAGCCUGGAACUGCCCUGCCUGAAUCACUCAGAGAGUCUGCCCAGCCAGGAUCUACUGCUGGGACCCAGCGAGAGCAACGACCGCCUGUCACAGGGGGCAUAUGGGGGCCUCUCAGACCGCCCUUCAGCAUCCAUCUCCCCUAGUUCCGCCUCCAUUGCUGCCUCCCAUUUUGACUCAAUGGAACUGCUCCCCAGAGUGCCACCCCGCAUGCCCAUUGAAGAGGAACCACCAGCUGGGACAGUUCAUCCCCUCUCAACCCCCUACCUCCUGGACACUCCAGAAACAGCCACAGGGUCAUUCCUGUUCCAGGGGGAAUCAGAGGGAGGUGAGGGGGAGCAGCCCCUCUCAGGGUAUCCUUGGUUCCACGGGAUGCUCUCUCGACUCAAGGCUGCCCAGUUAGUACUGGCCGGAGGCACCGACUCCCAUGGUGUUUUCCUGGUACGUCAGAGUGAGACGAGGCGGGGCGAAUAUGUCCUCACUUUCAACUUCCAGGGCAAGGCCAAGCACCUGCGUCUGUCGCUGAAUGAGGAGGGCCAGUGCCGGGUCCAGCACCUGUGGUUCCAGUCCAUUUUUGAUAUGCUCAAGCAUUUCCGGGUGCACCCCAUCCCUCUGGAGUCUGGAGGCCCCAGUGAUGUUGUCCUUGGCAGCUAUGUUGUGUCCUCCCAGCGGCAGCAGGAACCGAACACCUCCCACGACCCACCCCCACCCCCUGAACCCCCUUCAUGGACAGAUCCCCCACAUCCUGGGGCAGAAGAGGCGUCGGGGAUGUCAGAAGUGGCAGCAGCAACAGCCACAGCAGCCAAAGAGAGGCAAGAGAAAGAGAAAGUGGGCAGUGGAGGGAUCCAGGAAGAGCUGGUCCCCGUGGUUGAGCUGGUCCCCAUGGUUGAAUUGGAAGAGGCCAUGACACCAGGCAUGGAGGUCCAGGGCGGCCCUGGAUCUGGUGGGGUCCCUGAAGCAACACCGAUGGUGCAGCUCCAGCAGUUACCACUAGGGGGCGAUGGAGAAGAAGGGGGCCACCCCAGAGCCAUUAAUAACCAGUACUCCUUUGUGUGACACCCUAUCCCCACCCUUUCUCCACUUUCUUGCUCCUCAGCCCUCAGUUCCUGAGACGGGGGCUGAGCAGGGACAUAGAGGAGCGGUAGGAAUCCCCUCCCCAUAUGCUUCCUUACCCUUGAUGGCCAAGGGAUGUAUGUUGGUACAAGAAGAGGUUCAAGAGUCCCGUUAACUCCCCAGUUCAUACACUACAGGUGCCCCGUCCCCUGGCGAGGGGACUUGGGCUCCAUUACCUCUCCAAGGGGCUCUACGGUCAGCCCCGCCCCUGGGGGCCAUUUCCCCAUUAUCUACCCCCAGCCCAAGGAGGGGUGAGGGGGAAGGGCUGUCAGUUAAUAUUAAGGUGGUUGUUGUUGUUGUUUUAAACAAAAUGGAGAAGCAUAAAUAAAUAAAAGGGUUUAUCUCAGUU